AUGUAUACUACAUUAUUUCUCGCGACCAUCCUUGCCUUCGCAAGUGGGCACAUCAUCCUCGAGAGCCCACCGCCGUUCGCUUUCCCAGCUGAUGGCCACUACAACCCUCUCGAACCCGACGGAUCUGACUUCCCAGGAAAGAUCCCCGCUGGUACCACCAAGCUCGAACUUAAUGGAUCCAUUCCAUUGUGGAAAGCUGGUGAAGUCCAAACUCUCUCCUUCAUUGGUGCGGCAAUCCACGGUGGUGGAUCUGGUCAGGUUUCCCUUCUCCCCGGACACGAACCAAGUAAGACAAAUAGCGACUUCCGAGUCCUCAAGUCUUGGGAGGGCGGUUUUCCAAUGGCUCACCAGAAGGGAAACCUCGCACCAAAUGUAAACCCUUCCGACAAGUUGGAGUUCACAAUUCCUAAGACUCUACCCCCUGGCAACUAUUCUUUAGCAUUCUCGUGGAUCAACCGCAUCUCUGGCGGCAACGAGUUCUACAUGAAUAUUGCGCCAAUCUCGAUUGCCGGCGGCACUGGACCCGUUCCCAACGAUGCUCUGAAAGACUAUCCCCCUAUAUUCAUGGCGAACUUGGGAACCGUCGGUAAAGGAUGCACGACAGAAAACGGACGAGCAGCACAAAAGGCGAUUCAGUUCCCGAAUCCAGGAUCGGUUGUUGACCAUCCAGAAGGUACUGCAAACCCCAUCAAGGCAACCUGCGACGGCAACCCGCAAGCUACAGCUGGACCAGGAAGCCCUCCAUCAUCAUCAGGUUCACCUUCCCCUACUGCUCCAUCAGCGCCGACCAGCACUUAUGCACCACCUGCAUCAUCUACACCGGCUCCUACGACCUCUGUAGCUCCUCCAACGCCAACAUUGUCAUCGGGAAAGCCAAGUACUGUUCCGACGACGUUGGUCACUUCUGUUCGACCAUCGACCACGGCAAGUCCAUCCUCGGUUGCGCCUCCUCCAAGCUACACCACUUCAUCUUCAGCUCCAGCUCAACCAUCAGCUCCCGCUGGACCUUGUAUUGAGGGCAAUCUCCUAUGUCACGAUGAUAGAGUCAGCUUCUCGACGUGCACAGGUGGAAACUUCAUCGGAAGAACGCGUCUUGCGCCUGGAACGAAGUGCACUCCUGGAGCCGGUGUAGGAUUGAACAUCACUAACCCUUAUUGA
This is a messenger RNA of Hymenoscyphus albidus, 1158 nucleotides long. Lineage: Eukaryota; Fungi; Ascomycota; Leotiomycetes; Helotiales; Helotiaceae. The record is from the annotation of a GenBank genome assembly.